Molecule: messenger RNA, 618 nt
Organism: Chironomus riparius
Lineage: Eukaryota; Metazoa; Arthropoda; Insecta; Diptera; Chironomidae
Source: the annotation of a GenBank genome assembly
AUGGCAAUUAGAGCUGCACAGUGUUUAAAAAUUGAAACAGCUGGACUCGUUAUAGGAUGGAUAUACUUAAUUGCAUUUUCUAUCGGUUUUGUUGCUGCUUUAGUUUCAUCGAUAGUUGGAAUGAAAAUUUAUAUUUCUGGUGGUGAUGGAAUCCUACAAGCUCUUUUGAUUUUCUUUGUCAUGAUCGUAGCUCUAACUCUGUUGGGUCUCCUUGCCUUUCUUUGUCAAGAUUUUAUUAAAGGAGUUGAAAACCGCACCAACGCAAAAGUUCGUAACUUUAAAGUUCUAAUCGCAUGCUUACUUCUUCUUUCUUUUAUUUUUGUAAUAAUUUCUCUUAUCGGAGCUACGCAAACAUUUGAGUUUCAGAAAUCUUUCUGGCAUCCAUCUACUCCUCCGUUGGGUCUUCAAUACGUUCUCUUUGCAGUAUUACUAUUUGCUUUACAUUUUGCCAUACUCGUUGUUGUUGACAUCAUACAAAAAAAGUUUCAUCAUUACGAAAUGAGAAGCCAAAUUUACAAGGAAAAUAUGAACCUUAAUGUGGUAUCGUCAUAUCAAGCAAGGCCACACAGCAUGAAGAUUCCGGAUAUUGAAUUACCUCCACCGCCAUCAAAAUUUUAA